UGAGUAGAGCAGUAAACAACAUUCACAACGAUUUCUCUUUCCUUUUAUGCUCUCUCUCUCUCUCUCUCUCUUUCUUUCUUAAUUUAUCUUGUGCAUGCCUUAUAUCAACAUAAACCUUUCAUAUUCCUUAUGCUUUCCCUUCUCUCUUUUCUCUUCUUUUGCUCUUUUCUUUUUCACAACAUCUGUUUGCAAAAUUCUUGGUUUUCACUGAAUUGAACCGCCUGUCAACAACAGUACAGUUCUAUCUCAAACCAUAAGAAAUGGUAGGCUGCAAAAUUUAUGUAAAAAACACGGAUUGGCUCACUACUCUUCUCCAUAGCGAUUUCUUUGAUUCUUGCAGCAACCAUCAAGAACGUAGAAAGAACGAGAAAAACGUGUUCUGUAUGGAUUGCAGUGUUGGGUGUUGUCGACAUUGUAUGGAGUCUCAUUGCCUUCAUAGACAACUCCAGAUCUGCAAAUAUGUUUACCAUGAUGUUGUUCGCCUUCAAGAGAUUCAAAAACAUCUAGAUUGCUCUAAAAUUCAGACCUAUAAGAUCAACGGUGAAAAGGCUAUUCAUCUGAAACCACGGCCUCAGUCUAAAGAUGCAAGACCAUCCACGAAAGCAAAGUUCGGUGCUUCUUGUGAAGCAUGUGCAAGAUAUCUGCAAGAUGUUCCCAAUCGUUUCUGCUCCAUUGCAUGCAAGGUUUCAGCUGUUUCAGUGGAGCUUAAAGAUCAAAGCCAUGAAAUCAUCUCCUUAUCAAUUCAGGAAUUUACCAACCUUUCCUGGAAGGAAAACCCCAAUGCAGAAAAGCAUUCAAGUGAGAACGAAUCGUCACUUUCCUUGACUGAUAUGUCUGAGGAUACUCAAGGCUGGAUGAAUUCAGCUUUGAAACCAAGAAGACAAUUGCACAAGAGAAAAGGCGUCCCUCGGAGGGCGCCACUAUGUUAGUCAAAACAAUAACCAUGUUCUUUUCUUUUUCUUCUUUCCCAGAUUUUAUAUAUAUAUAUAUAUAUAUGAUACAUUUAUGGUUCA
Populus trichocarpa (black cottonwood) is the source of this 1013-nucleotide messenger RNA. RefSeq names its product protein RGF1 INDUCIBLE TRANSCRIPTION FACTOR 1. The coding region runs from base 261 to 929 and encodes 222 amino acids. Gene Ontology annotation, molecular function: zinc ion binding. Lineage: Eukaryota; Viridiplantae; Streptophyta; Magnoliopsida; Malpighiales; Salicaceae. The transcript is spliced from 4 exons. The record is from RefSeq and is a predicted model, not a curated record.